Molecule: messenger RNA, 3009 nt
Organism: Purpureocillium lilacinum
Lineage: Eukaryota; Fungi; Ascomycota; Sordariomycetes; Hypocreales; Ophiocordycipitaceae
Molecular function (GO): protein binding
Source: RefSeq, a predicted model, not a curated record
AUGGCCAAAGGAGACCACCCGCCGCCAGCCAUGGACCCCUUCUCGCCCGUCCACCAGACCGACGAGGGUUACUCGGAAGAUCCCUUGAAUCCAACGUCUAGCCAGGCUCUCUCGACCGCCAUUUCUGCCCUGAGAUCGCCUGCGGACCUGCCAUCAUGGCUCGCCAACAACGCGUCGGCCCUGCCGACUUCGAUCAAGACCGAACUCACCAUGGUACUCCUCGAUCAAUUACCGACGUCUGCCAUUGCCGAGAUCGUGCAGCGCCUCAACCCACGCCUAUACAUCGACUUCAUCCAAUAUCUGCCGGCCGAGAUAUGCUUGAAAGUGCUAGGAUAUUUGGAUCCCGCCUCGCUGGUCAGCGUAAUGAAGACGUGCCGCGCGUGGUACGAUCUUUCCCUGGAUCGCAAGCUCUGGGAGACGCUGUACUACCUCGAGGGCUGGAAGGCGAUAACUUCCGAAAUCGAGGCUUGGGAGGCGCGAGUCAACGCAAGCUUGAACAGCUCUAUUGGUCACUUGAACCGGCUCCAGGAUGAGGGCGGACGCGCCAGCAAAAUUCGCGCCCUCGACGAAGAUGAGGACCUCGAAAUGACUGACAAUGACCGUGUCCUGCCGUCCGCUGGAGAUGGCCUUGCAUUCGGCGAUAGUAUCUUCGGGUCACCACUGUCUUCAUUCACAUCAAACAAGCCAGCCACUCUGGCGGCGGAGCCCAGCGACGCAGGAGGCAGUUUCUCGUCAGCUAAAGGCAAAAGCGUGGACAGGAGUUUCGGGUCCGGGGACCAUGUUGUGCGUGCAAAGCGAAAGGAGCCCGGGGGCUCACCGGAACCAUCACUGCCACCUCUUGUCUCACUCGACGACCCGGGAUCUCUCGUUCGAUCUACGCUAUGGACCUGGGAUCUCUCCAGUACCCGUUACCGACUCAACUGGAAAUAUCUUUACAAUAUGCGGCGUCGACUGGAAUCGAAUUGGGAGCUGGGCAAGUACACAACCUUUCAGCUGCCGCAUCCCAUGCAUCCAGAGGAGGGGCAUCAAGAGUGCGUCUACACCCUGCAAUUCGAUGCAAACUAUCUCGUCAGUGGCAGUCGGGACCAGACGAUGCGCAUCUGGAACAUGCACACGCGACGCCUCGUCCGCGAACCCUUGGUCGGACACCGCGGCUCUGUUCUUUGCCUGCAGUUCGAUGCCCAUCCUGCAGAGGAUAUCUUGGUGUCUGGUAGCAGUGACUCCAAUGUCUUUAUUUGGAGAUUUUCGACAGGUGAACUGAUUCAGAAGAUCACCAAGGCGCACCGCGAGUCUGUCCUCAACGUCAGGUUCGAUAAACGCAUCCUCGUUACCUCCUCCAAGGACAAGACCAUCAAAAUCUUCAACCGAAGGCCGCUGAGGUACGGAGACCUCGGAUACGUGAUGCCUGACGACCCGAUAAACCCCGUUGCCACGAACAUCAAACGUUACGGCUUCGAGCCCGAUCUUGCGCAAGAGCUACCCGUCAAAGAGCCAUUCACCUUGAUUGGUCGCCUCGAGGGCCACGGAGCGGCAGUCAACGCCAUCCAGGUCCGUGGAAAGACAAUCGUCUCCGUCUCGGGCGACAGGCACAUCAAGGUUUGGAACUGGCCUGACCAGGUCUGCACGAUGACGAUCCCCGCGCACGACAAGGGAAUCGCAUGCGUCGAGUUCGACGAGCGCAGAAUCGUAAGCGGCAGCAGCGACUACGAGGUUUGCAUCUUUGAUGCGCCGACGGGACUCAAGGUGGCCCAGCUCCGUGGACACGCUCACCUGGUGCGGACAGUCCAGGCAGGCUUCGGCGACCUUCCGUACAGCAAGGAGCAAGACGAGGCGGAGGCUCGGGCCGUCGAUGCCGAGUACUUCAGGGCAGUUGAGGCAGGCGAGGUCAGCCAUGAGAACGACCGUAGGACCCGGCGCUCAAGGAGGGCCAACGCUGGCAGCUCUCGGCCAACCGAGAUCCAGGCUUUUGGUGCCAAGGUGCCACCAGGUGGAGGUGGCGGGAGAAAAUACGGACGUAUCGUGUCGGGCUCCUAUGAUCAGAGCAUCAUCAUCUGGAGACGUGACAAGGAGGGCGUUUGGAAACCUGCUCAUCAUCUGCGCCAGGAAGAGGCGGCCCUGGCGGCCCAGCGAUAUAUGUCAUUGCAGCUCGCGCCAUCGACCUCGGCGCCUGGUCAAGGCAGCGUCCCUGUUCAUGCCUCAGCCAUGACUCGUGUGUCGUCCUCUUCGUCACGCUCCGCUGGCGGACAGCCACACAGCUUGGGAUACGGAGCGGGCAGUCUGAACGCAACGAUUCAUGAGCGGCGUAACGAGGGUCAGAGACCAGCUGGACUGUAUACGGGCUUGAUCGACCAUGUUGUCCCCCUAGGGGCUGCAGCACUGCAGCAAGCACUCGCAGACUACCCAGUGAUGCUGGCGUACCACACAUACCUGCAACGCGCCAUCGAGCGCGAGCCGUCACCUUUUGUCAGGGCGCAGCUCCGACAAACCGUGACGACAGCGCUGCUCAGCAUUCAGAAUGGCCAAUCGGAAAGGCAACGUCGCGGGCCUCAGUCGUCCGUUCAGCAACGUCAUAUCGGCAAUAUUCCAACCGCCGGACCGUCUGGUGAGGGAAACAACCCCAGCCCGGAACAGGGUGCCAGUGGCCCGAUGCCCGGUCCGCCCCAGCCAGGAUACUCUUCGUUGGACAAUUGGACAGGCCAAGUUCACCGUGUGCCCCAACUCCCUGACCGAGUUCCUGUUGCACCUCCGACGGCUGGGCCGUCACAGGCUGGACAACCUCCACCACCACCGCCCCCACCGGUGGCGCAGGGCUUAGCCAACGCACAGCCCAUACAUCAUCACCCGCAUAUCGCUGCUGCUGAAAACGCCCCAGCUCGGGUGUUCAAGCUGCAGUUUGACGCGCGCAAAAUUGUGUGCUGUAGCCAGGCACCGGUAAUUGUGGGCUGGGACUUUUGUAAUGGGGAUCCCGCACUGGAGGAAGCGGCGCGGUUCUUUGCCACGGUCGACUAG